Messenger RNA from Lodderomyces margitis, 660 nucleotides. RefSeq lists its product as uncharacterized. The coding region runs from base 1 to 660 and encodes 219 amino acids. Gene Ontology annotation, cellular component: mitochondrion. The transcript has a single exon. The record is from RefSeq and is a predicted model, not a curated record. Gene Ontology annotation, biological process: mitochondrial fission. NCBI's taxonomy places the organism in Eukaryota, Fungi, Ascomycota, Pichiomycetes, Serinales, Debaryomycetaceae.
AUGUCAUCCGCGAGUUCAGAUAUAAACAGCACUGUUUCCAAGGUGAAAGGUUCUGUAGAUGACCAAUCAGUAACAGAUCAAGAGUCAGGAUUGAGGUAUGCCGCUUACGCCAACAGAUUAAGAACCAUUUUGUUAGCUUCACACAGAUAUGUAGCUUAUACAUCGGAUAUUGGAGAGUCAUUUAGACCAGUGGCUCACCCUUAUUUGGUCAAGUCUGGUUAUGCAGUUUCCUGGCUUUAUAUCCUCGGUGAUGUUUCAUACGCGUCAUGGAUCACGAAGAUGAAGAGUGAAGGAAGAUACACGCCAGGAUUAAAACCUUGGGAUAAGGAGCCAAAACCAGAUGCGAUUGCGGCUGAAACUUUUAAGCAAACGCAUAGCUUAGUUGACUCUGAUUGGAGGUUAAGUGCAUUGAAGCGGGGGAUAUUCCAGAGUAUUGCUUCGAUGGGAUUACCUGCGUUUACUAUUCACAGUGCUGUCCGUUAUUCAUCCUACCUUUUCAAAAAUUCAGGUAAUAAGGCAUUGAAGACAUAUGGUCCCGUUGCAGUUGGAUUGGGUAUUGUGCCAUUGUUACCAUAUGUUUUUGACGAGCCAGUUGAGCACGCUGUCGACUGGGUAUUUGAUAAGGGUGAGAACUUGUACGUAAAGGAAAAACUAGCUUAG